AUGCCACCUGCCUCUCCUAUUCCAAGACCGAACGAUGAUACGAAACCAUUAAGUGACGAGGAACGCAAGAAUGUAAUUUGGGACAUGCGUACUGAGCUCGGUGGACUAGCUGAUGGCGUCGAUGAUUACGAACUGCUACGUUUUGCAGUUGCCCGUCAAAACAACAUCAAACAAGCGUCCAAGAUGUUUACCGAGUAUCUUGAGUGGCGUAAACGAGACCGAGUCGAUGAACUACCUGUCCCAAGUGUAAAUGGAGCACCGCUUUUACAGCACGUUAGAGGAUACAAGACCAUUCCCGAUGGUAAUAUCAACCCGCAUCUUGAUGGCGUGCCUGAAAAAUUCAAGUCUUGGUAUGGAUAUUCUGGUGGCGGAGGCUUCCACAAGCUUGACAAGGACGGACAACCUGUCUUUAUCGAACGAAUGGGUCUUUACGAUGUCCAGGGAAUGAUCAAGUACUGUACAGCUGAAUCUAUAGUGGAUAUACACAUCCGGAAUGCUGAAUUUCUGACUCGAGUUCUGAUGAAGGAGUGCUCGGAUCGCGCUGGAAGGAAUAUAGAGAAGCAUACAGUCAUAUUUGACUUUGAAGGAACUGGCUUCCAUCAGUUUGAUAUGAGGGGCUUGGCCUUACUUAAGAGCAUCACGGAGGUAGAACAGGCUUAUUAUCCGGAACGUCUAGAUAGAUUGUUUAUCAUCAACGCACCAUUCUUGUUUACAAAAGUAUGGGCAAUCGUAAAACCAUGGCUGGCUCCGGCUGUCCUAGACAAGAUACAUAUAUUCGGCUCAAACUACCAAGACACCCUUCUGAAACACAUUGACGCCGACAGUCUUCCGAAAUAUCUAGGAGGAACCUGUGAAUGUGCUCACAUGCAAGGAGGGUGCGUACCCUCACCACAGCUCGAUCACAAGCAUCAGAACUAUGGGUUUCAGGCUACAAUAGAUGGGAAAGAUGAGCAUACUUUUGAAGUCGAAUGUCCGCAAACUGCUACGAAUGGAGCUAUGUUGGUGUAUGGAUUCAAGAGCUCGGGACAAGGAUGUCGUUUUGAGAUUCGGCAUCGACAGCAAGGGGGUGUUGCUGAAACAAGCAUCCUCCCAUCUACUCUACACGACAGCGACAAGAAGAUAGUGACGGGCCAAUUCCCAGCUAUACCUGGAAUCUAUAUAUUUGGCUGGCGAAAACCACCUGCAGGUUGGGUGUUGAGUGGACCAGCAGUGAAAUUAGAGUACAAUAUCGAGGUACUGGAUCCGACUGAAGCAUUAGGAUUGGCAAAUCCUACUGAUGCUCCCGAAGAACCUGUUAAUAUGGAGUCUGAUGCUCCUGUAGCAUCUGGAGCUCCCGCAGAGUCGGUAUAA
Messenger RNA from Synchytrium microbalum, 1350 nucleotides. RefSeq lists its product as uncharacterized. Lineage: Eukaryota; Fungi; Chytridiomycota; Chytridiomycetes; Synchytriales; Synchytriaceae. The transcript has 7 exons. Bases 1 to 1350 code for a protein of 449 amino acids. The record is from RefSeq and is a predicted model, not a curated record.